AUGACUUACCAAUACCACCCUCCGAACAGGUCUGCACUGGAAGGGAAAGUCGUAGUGUUGACAGGAGUGCGUGAUUCACUUCCCCUGCCAUAUCUAUCCUGACGUCUCUAGGGAGCUGCAGGAAUAGGAGCAGCGACAGUUCGGCAACUCCACACAGCGGGUGCUCACGUCUUCUUUGGCGAUGUCCAGGACGAAGCAGCUGCAUCGCUCGAGAAAGAACUCUCCUCCGGCUCAGCAGUGAAAUACAUUCGGUGCGACGUCCGGGUCUACGAAGAUAACCUUCGCCUUUUCAAGACAGCAUAUGACUCUUUCGGUCGCAUAGACCACGCCUGGUCCAAUGCCGGCAUCACUGAACAGGGUAACAUAUUCGAUCCUGAAUUGGAUCUUGAGAGUGUCCAGCAGGAACCGACGAAAAGUAUGAGCGUGCUGGAUAUCAAUCUGAAAGGGCCAAUUUAUUUUGCUAGGAUCGCGAGCGUGUAUCUCCGUCAGGGCGAACAUCAAGAUGCUGAUAAAAGUCUGACCUUGACGAGCAGUGUGGGUGGCUUCAGAGAAGACCCAGGGCUCUGGGUUUAUGUGCCUUCAAAGCAUGGUGUCCUAGGGCUCAUGCGAAUGCUAAGGCGGUGAGUAUGGGUAUCGUUGUUGUCAUUUUCAUUCAUUCGCUGACAUUGUCCUUGUAGUCCUCUUGCAGAGCGCUCUCCGCGUGUCAGAACUAACGCUAUCUGCCCGUGGUUCACGAGAACUCGAGUCAGUGAAGGCGUUGCUCAUUUGUUCGAGCAUGCUGGUCUGCCCCGCAAUUCUCCAGAGGACGUAGCCAAGAUAGUGGUUGGCGUGCUCGCAGACGAAGACUUGAACGGUGCAAGCAUCUACGUUGAAGGAGGGCGCGCAUGGAAUAUUGAGGAGGGCCUGCUAAGAACCCGACCACAAUGGCUUGGGGAGCGGCAGACUGUCGAAUUAGAUCGAGGCACAGAGGUACUUGGUUCAGGCCAAGGCUGGGUCAAAAACCAGCAGUAG
Messenger RNA from Lecanosticta acicola, 1011 nucleotides. The record is from the annotation of a GenBank genome assembly. Lineage: Eukaryota; Fungi; Ascomycota; Dothideomycetes; Mycosphaerellales; Mycosphaerellaceae.